This is a messenger RNA of Gryllus bimaculatus (two-spotted cricket), 2847 nucleotides long. The record is from the annotation of a GenBank genome assembly. NCBI's taxonomy places the organism in Eukaryota, Metazoa, Arthropoda, Insecta, Orthoptera, Gryllidae.
AUGCGCCGCGCGCGCGCUCUGGUGGCGGCGCACGAAAGCGUGCCCAAGCCGCCGUUCGUGCCCGAGCACAACGCGCUGACGUUCGCUCGCGGCCUGCCCACCGUGCGCCUCAACCUCGUCAUGCCGCCCAUCCCGUGCAAAUUCAGAUGCUUGUUUGUUGAUGGUUUAGCUGUUAUGGAGCAUGAAACUUCAGGAAACUCUUCUCUUCAUAUCAGUGAUGUCAUUGAAGUGAUCCAGACUACUGAUCCAGAUUUUGCAGAUGAUGAAUACAAUCCCCUUUUUUCUGUUGCUUCCCCACCCGGGGAAGAUGAGAAGCAGCAUGCAUAUGUUGAAAUCACCGAGCAGCCUGCAGCAAAGGCGCUGAGGUUUCGGUACGAGUGUGAAGGCCGUUCUGCUGGCUCCAUUCCAGGAGCCAGUAGUACUCCAGAUAACAAGACUUAUCCAGCCAUUCGGGUGGUGGGUUACAUAGGUCGAGCAGUUGUGGUGGUGUCAUGUGUGACCAAAGAUAGCCCGUACCGCCCUCAUCCCCACAGCCUAGUGGGUAAAGAGGGCUGCAAGAGAGGGGUAUGCACUCUGGAACUUUCUGAUGACAUGACAGCAACUUUCUCCAAUCUGGGUAUCCAGUGUGUAAAGAAGAGGGACAUUGAUGAAGCCUUGCGUGUUCGUGAAGAAAUUCGUGUGGACCCAUUUCGAACUGGUUUUGCUCACCGUAAUCAGCCAGGGAACAUAGACUUAAAUGCUGUGCGACUGUGCUUUCAAGUGUUCCUGGAAGGCAGUGAGAAGGGAAAGUUUACUUUCCAGCUCACACCAGUAGUGUCAGACCCUAUAUAUGAUAAAAAGGCUAUGUCUGACUUGGUGAUUUGCAAGAUGAGUGACUGCAGUGCCAGUGUUGCUGGUGGCAAAGAAAUAAUUUUACUUUGUGAAAAAGUAGCUAAAGAAGAUAUCCAAGUUCGCUUCUUUGAGCAAGAUCAUGGUGGACGCACUUUGUGGGAAGCUCAAGGGGACUUCACACCAGCCCAUGUACAUAAGCAGGUCGCAAUUUCACUUCGUACACCUCGCUAUCGCACGCUGGAUGUUCCUCAGCCAGUGGAUGCCUGCAUCCAACUUCGCAGACCUUCAGACGGUGCAUCCAGUGAACCACUACCAUUCCAGCUGCUUCCUUUGGACUCAGGUAGGAGCUGGUUGCGUCGAAAAGCCAAAGGGGACUAUACCACCUUCUCCAGCAUUCUAGCGUCCAAUACAGCUCUUCUGACAGGUGGUGCUGCAAUGGCAGUGGACUCUGUAGACCGAACCAGGUCUUUCCUCGCAAUGAAUCCUCCUCCACUCUUAGCUCAGGUGCCCCCUGUAGUUUCUGCAUCCACUGAUCGUAAGAUAGAACCCGCUAAAGUAGUUACUGGUAGUGGAAUACCAUCUGCCCCCGUUUCUGGAGUCGUAGAGUCUAAAGUUUCAGAAGGAGAAAAGCCAAUGACUGCAUCUGUCCCUUCUCCUGAAGAAGUGAAGCAAGUUGAGGUUGUGAAGAUAGAAACUGUAUCCAAUAAAGAUGAGAAUGCAAACAAUAUGAAUAAUUCUACUUUGGUGGAAGAAGUGACAAUGGAUCAAGAUAAAAAGCAAAACUAUGAUUAUGCUGAUGUGCACAAAGAGAAAUCAUUGCCAACUGAUAAAUUCACUGAGAAUUUGUUGGAACAAUUAAAGAAUGAAGAAAACUUACGAAACAAUGAUGUUACAGAAGCUUGUCAGUCUAUCAAUGAACUGUUAUCUCAAGUUACAGGUUUUGAAACUGGUUUGGGUGUUAGUGAUGCAAUGGAGGUGGAUGAUUUUUAUGACGAUCAAACUUACUCUAGCCUACAGUUGGCCAUGAAAAAUCCUAUUCAGUUAUUGGACGACUUGACAUCAGAGAAAUAUGAAGAUGUAAUGACUGUUCCUUACAAUGCACAAUCCCCUCUCAUCUCUAUUGUCCCGUCUGCAGAGUCGACUGUUGGAAACAAGAGAACUCCACCUCCCACUCCCCCAACUCCAGACUCCAAGUUGCCUCCACUGCCUCCAAAGAGAUUCAGAAAGGAUCCUCCUGCCCCUCCGGCACGACCCGAAGCUCCUCCUAACAAAACUCUUCCACCUCCUCCAGCUGCCCCGCAGCAGGCAGAUGCCACUCCGAAACAAUCCAGCAAGUCCCCAGGUAUUUUCUCAAAGCUCUUUUCCAAGAAGUCGUCAAAGUCUAAGAAAGAUUCCACUCCAAGGGGUAGCAUUUCUGAAGCAUCACAACAACCUUCUCAAUCGGCUACCCCGCGCGGUAGCAUUUCUGAACCAGUUCCACCCCCACCAACUGCUGAUUUAACAGAAGCUGAGCAUUAUGCUUUGUAUACAGAUAUGGCCCCUAAGGCCACUGCCUCAGAAUUUGACGAAUCUUCUUUCUACUACAGUCCAGUUGAAGGUGGAAAUAUUAUUAAUCCUCAAAACCAAGGCCUAAAGCAGAUGUCAGGAAGUCAGCAAGACGUCUUGACAUAAAUUACAUAUCAUUGUGAAUUAUUAUUUAAUGCUCUGGUAGCCAGUCAAUGCACAAGUAAUUAUAGUUCUGUAAUGUGGUUGUCGUGAUAGUGUUGUUAAAUUUGGAUGAAAUGUGACAAUUGUAGUGAUGCAUAUAAGCCGUGCAGUAUUAUUGCAGAGUGAAUAUUCUCAGUGUGCAUGUUAUCUGAAUAAAAUUAACAAGUUAUUUCUUUGCUCAAAAUUAGCAUGAUUAAUUAUUAAAAUUAAUAUUUAUCUGUUUAAGUAUUUCUCUGCUAACUGAUGUUAAUAUUUUCAUAUACUAAUUAUUACAAAAGAACUCUCUCCACUGGUUUGAAUGAGACACGC